Molecule: messenger RNA, 1017 nt
Organism: Dovyalis caffra
Lineage: Eukaryota; Viridiplantae; Streptophyta; Magnoliopsida; Malpighiales; Salicaceae
Source: the annotation of a GenBank genome assembly
AUGGCGACUCCUACUUUAUCAACAAUCCAAUCCUCACUUAAUCACAAAAUCUUGCGAUUAUCACCACCACAAAUGUCACCUAAACCUAAUUUGAUUGCAAUUCCUCGAAAUCUUAAAAUCUCCUGCGGUUACUCUUGCUUUGAAGUUAAGGAUGUUAGCUAUAGGCCUCCAGGCACUGAGCUUAAUCUUUUAAAUAAAGUUACCUUUUCGCUUCCAGAGAAAAGUUUUGGCUUGAUUUUUGGUCAAAGUGGAAGUGGAAAAACUACGCUCUUGCAGCUCCUUGCGGGAAUAAAUAAACCAACAUCGGGUUCAAUUUGUGUUCAAAGAUAUGACAAUGAUGGAAAUCCAAGUCAGUUGCCUGAACCGCUAUCUCCGGAAAGAGUCGGUAUUGUCUUUCAAUUUCCCGAGAGGUACUUUGUGGCUGACACUAUUGUUGAUGAAGUCACAUUUGGGUGGCCAAGGCGAAAGAGCAGCUUCCAAUUAAGGGAGCAUCUUGCUUUGAGUCUGCAAAGAGCUGUAAAUUGGGUUGGACUGAAUGGGAUCUCAUUGGAUAAAGAUCCUCACUCUCUAAGUGGUGGAUAUAAACGUCGGCUUGCCUUGGCUAUUCAAUUGGUUGAAGUCCCUGAUCUCUUGAUAUUGGAUGAGCCUCUUGCUGGUCUAGAUUGGAAGGCACGUGCAGAUGUAGUAAAGCUUUUGAAGCACUUGAAGAAAGAACUGACUGUCCUUGUUGUCAGUCAUGAUCUCAAUUUUGUACUAGUGCCAUUAAUGUGCUAUCAUAUUUUAGCUAUUCCAAUAACUGUACUUUUGGUUCCUGUUUCCAUACAUAGGGAGUUUGCAGCUCUAGUUGAUCAUUCUUGGAGGAUGGAAAUGGGUGGAUUUCUGACGAAAGAGCUCCUUUCAGUGCCUAUAGUCAACCUCCAGCCAGUGUUUUUAAAGCAUGAGGCGCACUUAGGUUCAAAGGAUUCUUGGAGCCUAGGCGCAAGGCGCAGGCACUCAUCUAGGCAAAAUAAGAGGUAG